Messenger RNA from Saxophila tyrrhenica, 1326 nucleotides. RefSeq names its product U3 snoRNP protein (gene UTP6). The transcript has a single exon. The record is from RefSeq and is a predicted model, not a curated record. Gene Ontology annotation, biological process: maturation of SSU-rRNA from tricistronic rRNA transcript (SSU-rRNA, 5.8S rRNA, LSU-rRNA). Gene Ontology annotation, molecular function: protein binding; snoRNA binding. Gene Ontology annotation, cellular component: small-subunit processome; Pwp2p-containing subcomplex of 90S preribosome. NCBI's taxonomy places the organism in Eukaryota, Fungi, Ascomycota, Dothideomycetes, Mycosphaerellales, Extremaceae. Bases 1 to 1326 code for a protein of 441 amino acids.
AUGCCGGGCGCCAGCGACAAGGCGCGCUUCUACCUCGAGCAGUAUGUCCCGGAGCUCCAGGAGUACGAGCGCAAAGAAAUCUUCACCGCGGAAGAGAUCAAGGCCAUCGCAGCAAAGCGCAGCGACUUCGAGCACACCAUCAACGCCCGCGGCUCGAAGCCUAGCGAUUAUAGCAAGUAUGCGACAUACGAGAUGACUUUGGACAAACUAUGCAAGAAGCGUUGCAAGAGAUUAGGUGUGAAAAGUACGACGUUCAGCGGGCAAAGGACGGUCUUCUUCAUUCUGGACCGUGGGACGAAGAAGUUUCGUGGUGAUAUGGGACUCUGGAUGCAGUAUAUCCAAUUCUGUCAACGGGAGAAAGCGAACAAGAAACUCUCGAAGGUGUUCACGAGCGUGAUGAGGCUGAAGCCGAGGGAAUGGAGUCUGUGGGUGCUGGCAGCGAGGCACUAUGCCGAAGCACUAGGAGACAUGAAUACUGCGCGCUCGUACAUGCAGAGAGGGCUGAGGUUUUGCAAGGAUGAGCGAAAGUUAUGGCUCGAGUACAUGAAGCUGGAGAUGGCGUAUCUGGCAAAACUUGCGGCACGGAAGAGGAUCCUGGGACUGGAUGAAGAGAUGAAGGACGCCAAUGCUGAGCAACCGGAGGAAGAUGACAACAUGAUGGCAUUGACAACCGUGAAUGCAGAAGACAUCGAUGCGGAUGCACAGAAGGGUAUUGAGGAGGUCGACGACGAUGCUCUGAAGAGGUUGGCCGCCGCACCUGCCUUGAACGGCGCCAUUCCAGUUGCGAUCUUCGACGCUGCUAUGAAGCAGUUCAGCAAUGACCCCGCCUUUGCUGAGGACGAAUUCGACCUUUGCGCCACCUUCGACAAGGUACCUUCUACCAGAACUAUCCUCCAGCACAUCCUCCAUCACCUGCAGAAGCAUGCCUCGCAGUCCGCCGAAACUGUCAUUUGUGAAGCGAAGAUGCCACUUUGCGGCAUUUCGGUGGACUCGGAAGAGUUCCCUGCUGCGCUCGGAUAUGGCCUGUCAACGAUCAAGAGUGGGCAAGCUCAGAUCAGCCCACCGGUUCUCCCCAAAUUGGCCGGGGGAGCGGUGGCCAUGCUCAUGCCUUACCUGCGGGUGCGAGAUGAGGUUGACGAAGAAGUUGUGACAGUCUUGGAGGCGAGUGUUAAGCGGUACCUUAAGAUGCUAGCCCAAGCAGGCAAUGAGAGUCUGCGGUCCAGGAAGGAUCCGGUCGUGGCAUUGACUGACAAGCUACGAACCAAAGGACUGGAAGCAGACGCAAAAUUGGUCGAGACGUACGCAAGCACGCUGCAGGCGCGAUGA